AUACUCAAACCCGACCAAACUCUAGCCUUUGCCAUCCCCAUGUAUAAACCCGGUGCCGGUUCAGAUGUUUUCACAGAAUCACAGAUCAGCUCAUCUCUUUGAGUUUUGUGUUUGCAACUAUUCUGAAUUCAGAAUUAGGUUUUGGAGUGCGGAAGUUACAUCAUGCAGAGUUUGGCGGCGGAGAGGAAAAGGGUGGUGGUUGUCGGCGGAGGGAUUGGUGGCUCUCUUCUUGCACUUACCCUUCAGAUCCAUUGCGACUUUAUCCUCAUUGAUUCGAAAGAGUAUUUUGUGGUUUCGUGGGCAAGCUUAAGGUGCAUGGUUGAACCGUCUUUCGCAAAAGAAUAGUGAUUAACCACAAUGAAUACCUUCACAAAGCAAGUAUCAUUUUGCCUCCGGCUAUUGACAUCACACAGAGUGAAGUUUUGGCAGAACAAGGCGAGCAGAUUGCGUAUGAUUACCUUGUUGCCACUGGUCAUGUGGAGAAUGGAAAUUCCACAAAACAGGAAUAGCUCAAUUACUACCAAAACGGGAAUGAAAAAAUCAGAUCUGCUAAUUCCGUAUUGAUAAUUGGAGGGGGGACCAACGGGUGUAGAGCUGGCUGCUGAAAUAGCCGUCGAUUUUCCGGAAAAGAAGGUGACAAUUGUGCACCGCGGAUCAAGAUUGAUGGACUUUGUUGGAGAAAAGGCCAGCAAAAGGGCGCUUGAUUGGCUGAUUUCGAAGAAGGUUGAGGUCAUCUUGCGCCAAUCUGUUGACUUGGAUUCAGCCUCAAAUGGCGUGUAUCAGUUAUCUGGAGGAGAAACUGUACACGCUGAUCUCCACUUUCUCUGUGCUGCUAAGCCCUUUGGGACGUCAUGGCUAAGGGGUACCAUUUUGAAGGAUAGCUUGGAUGAGGAUGGAAAGGUGGCUGUUGAUUCAAACUUGAGGGUCAAGGGUCACAAUAAUAUCUUUGCCAUUGGUGACAUUGUUGAUAUCAAAGAACUCAAUCAAGGAUGUAUAGCUCAAAACCAUGCACAGGUUGCAGACUUGCAGCUAAGAACUUGAAGUUAUUGAUAAGUGGAGCAAAUGAGCAGAAACUCGCAAAGUAUAAGCCCGGUUUAACAAUGGCUAUCUCUGGGGCGAAAGGAUGCUGUGAUGCAAGUUGGGCCUGUAUCACUUUCUGGAUGUCUUCCGGGCAAGAUAAAGUCCGGGGAUUUGUUUGUUGGCAUGGCUUGUAACGCCACGACUCGAUUAUCCGAAUUUAUUCGUGUAUUCGACUCGCAGUGUUAACGGGUCUAACUUUUUGAAAACGAUAAAUGGAGCAUUAAACAAAACUUAUUCAUUUAUUAAUAAUAUCAGAGUAAACAUUAAACAUGUAGAAGCUUAAGACUUGAUAACAUAAAUAAAGUAUUAUCACAACAGUAGUUUCCUUCUAGUUUUCUUUAUUCUUAUAUCCUUUUCUUUGCCGGUAGGUAUUCCCUGGGGAUUUCCUGUUACGACGUUCCUUCCAUAAAAGGAUUUGAGGUCCUUUUUCGCUUCCCAAGGUAGGUAUAGAACUCUAUCUCCGAACUUUCCUCCAAAUCUGAAUCUGGACGGUUCACCGAAGGUUCUUCUGCUGGUACUGGUUCCGGUGAUGGGCCUCUAGUUCCUUGAGUGGUUCUAGAGGUGGUGCCCAUGGAAUCCCAUACCUUCAAGAGUUUGGAAGAUGUGGGAACGAGCCUACGAGUGGGAUCAUCGUGAGCAAUUGGAGGCUCUAGAACGAUGGGCACCACUUCUAAAACCACUUAGAGAACUGGAGGCUCGAGGCUCCAGAACCAGUACCAGCAGAAGAACCUUCGGAGAACCGUCUAGAUUCGGUUUUGGAGGAAAUUUCGGAGAUGGAGUUCUAUACCUACCUCGGGAAGCGGAAAAGGACCUCAGAUCCUUUUAUGGAAGGAACGUCGAAACAGGAAAUCCCCAGGGAAUACCUACCGGCAAAGAAAAGGAUAUAAGAAUAAAGAAAACUAGAAGGAAAUUGUUGUUGUGAUAAUACUUUAUUUAUGUUAUGAAGUCUUAAGCUUCUACAUGUUUAAUGUAUACUCUGAUAUUAUUAAUAAAUGAAUAAGUUUUAUUUAAUGCUCCAUUUAUCGUUUUCAAAAAAGGUAGACCCGUUAACACUGCGAGUCGAUUACACGAAAAAACUUGGCCUAAAAUUGAACCUUUCUUAGCAUUGCAAAAUGGUGUUCUAUGUAUGUGUGCCCCUCUAAUUCUUAUACACUUGAGCUAUGAGCUAUGUCUUCCCUAGAUCAUUUCUUAGGGAGAUGGUUUUUUUUACUUCUGGUUACUGCUGAAUUUUACUGGUUUUGUU
Messenger RNA from Cuscuta campestris, 2323 nucleotides. Lineage: Eukaryota; Viridiplantae; Streptophyta; Magnoliopsida; Solanales; Convolvulaceae. The record is from the annotation of a GenBank genome assembly.